AUGCCGAAAAGGUCAAUAGCAGUACUUUCGCUGACCUUGGUAGCAGGUGUCCUGCAAUCGUCAAGUGUCAAAGCCUUUUCCGCGCCCCACUCAUUAUCGGUAUCGCGAGCAAUAGUACAUCCACGUCAAGAAAGCGCUCCCUUUCCAAGGCGGAUAAAUAAUCGACUGUGGGAGAAGACCAAUGAUGAGGAAGACACCUCUUCCCCGCUCUCUACUCCAUCUGAAAAUAAUAAUGUGGACGCAAUCCCGCUGACGACGGACGAUGCUUCCAGCAUUGCUGCUGGUGGCACCCAGUCUGGCAAUAAUUUACCCUCCUACCGAGAAUUGUUUGUCUUUACGGCCACCACCAUUUUGAUUUGGAUCUCGGAACCGCUUCUGAGCUUGGUCGACACUACCGUAGUCGGCCUGACCCAACGCAAUGCCGUCGUGCAGGUGGCCGCCUUGGGUCCGGCGACGACAUUGAUUGAUUCCUUGCAAUACUUGACCUACUUUUUGGCCAUGGCCACCACCACGGAAGUAGCCAAGUACUUGGCACUCAAGGAUUAUCGAAAAUUGCAACAAGUCACAUCGCAAAUUCUAGGAGUGGCAGGAGUCUUGGGAUUGCUGAUUACAGCCACCAUUUGGGGGUUUGGGUAUCCCCUACUGAAAACCAUGAUUGGGACAUCUCAGAGUCCCGAGCUAGUGGGCUUGGCGGCACGGUAUUGCUGGAUACGAGCUUCCGUGGCACCCCUCGCCAUUAUGGGGUUUGUUGCCGAAACCAAUUGCUUGGCCAAUGUCGACACCAAAACACCGGCAUUGGCCGUCUUAUCUGCGUCGAUAAUUAACAUUGUCGGAGACGUCGCGCUGUCAGUGUGGGGAAUGCAAGGUGCGGCAGUGGCGACGGCACUGGCCACGGUAGCCUCGACAACCAUCAUGUUACGAAGAGUCAAAAAGCGCAAAGAAAUGUGGCGACAAAUGGAAUUGGGGGAGACGACAAAUGGUGACGCAGCAUCCAUGAUGAAUGGGAAUGCUGGAAUUUCCGCCGUUGUCGAGGGUUCUCCCACGUUGAAUGUAUCCGUCAAUGGCGCCUUGGAAAAAGAGUAUGCUGAACUGGAAGAGAUUGUGCCAAAAUCCAAAAAGACGAAGGACGGAGAAGAAAUUCCAUUCCUGUCACUGCCAGAUCGAGCAUCUUUUAUUGAGUUGCUCAAACUGUCUGGUCCCAUGUUCUUUGUCAUGUUGGGAAAGAUCGCCUGCUACAGUGCCAUGUCCAUUCGGGCCACUGACUUUGGAGUCGUCAAUCUAGCUGCUCACAGUAUCAUGAUGAGAGUUUUCUUCUUUUUCACAUGCUUUGGAGACUCCCUGAGUCAGGCUACACAGUCUUUCUUGCCCAAGGCACUCUACCCCAAGCCCAUUGCCAAGGAUUUACGCAAAAUGCUCAAGCGAUUCUUUGUCUUCUCCACCUGCGUGGGUCUCUUCAUUUCACAGUCCAGCAGUUGGGUACUUUCCAAUCUUGGAAGCUACCUCACCAAUGACAAGCUCGUGGUGACGACCAUUGCCAAGCACACAAAGCUUUUGUCACUCUCGCUGUUAUUGCAUCCAUUCAUAAUGCUCACAGAAGGAACCCUUACAGCCACUCGGGACUUUGCCAACAUGAUUUCCUCAUACACAGUCACCAUGAUCAUGCAUUUUACUCUCUUGGGAUUUACCUGUAGUUCCUUUCAAGACAUCUGGAAGGUGCUUUUCCUGUUCCAGGGUACCCGGCUGACUCUCUUCGGGGCGCGGGUUCUCAGCAAAGUUGUUCGAAAGCCCAAAGACGCUCUUCCACAAUCCGCCUAG
Molecule: messenger RNA, 1815 nt
Organism: Seminavis robusta
Lineage: Eukaryota; Bacillariophyta; Bacillariophyceae; Naviculales; Naviculaceae
Source: the annotation of a GenBank genome assembly